This is a messenger RNA of Vicia villosa (hairy vetch), 2400 nucleotides long. RefSeq lists its product as uncharacterized. Bases 151 to 2199 code for a protein of 682 amino acids. Gene Ontology annotation, biological process: carbohydrate metabolic process. Gene Ontology annotation, molecular function: carbohydrate binding; catalytic activity. Lineage: Eukaryota; Viridiplantae; Streptophyta; Magnoliopsida; Fabales; Fabaceae. The transcript has 16 exons. The record is from RefSeq and is a predicted model, not a curated record.
UUUAGGUUUAUAGAGAUUUUAAUUUCAUAGUAAUGAAUGCAUUGCAUAUAUAGUACUUUUGGAAAACAAUUUCAAUAUAGGUAGCAAUUUCAUCCAUGGUUUUAUCAAAACUUUGUUGAUCAUUAUCAAGGUUCAUAUAAUUUUAUAAAGAUGAAGAUGAAACAUGGCAUGAAUAGAAUGGUUUUCUUGUUGUUGCAGUAUAUAAUGGCUUUGCAACUUUGUUUCAUUUUUGGUGCUUAUUCAGAGAAUGUCCCAACCAGAAUCUUGAGAAAAAUCCACCACCAUCACCACGGAUCGAGGAAUCCUAAACCUCCAGUCAUUCUUAAUAAUCGAAAUUCUGCUCAGGUGGUGAUUAGAAAUGGAAUUAUUUCCAUCACUUUGUCCAAACCUGGAGGAUAUGUCAAAGGAAUAUCAUAUUCUAACAUUGACAAUGUACUUGAAACUAGAUACGAAGAGAAUGACAGAGGCUACUUGGACGUUGUUUUUGGCAAAAAAUUUCAGAGAAUUCAUGGGACAAAUUUCUCAAUCAUAAGACGAAACAAGAAUAUAGUAGAGGUUUCAUUUUUAAGGACAUGGAAACCUUCUAUGAAUGCCUCAAAUGUACCUAUAAACAUUGACCAAAGGUAUAUAUUACGAAGAGGUGAUUCAGGGUUUUAUUCUUACAUGAUAUUUGAACGACCAAAAGGAUUCCUUGCUAAGAAAAUUGAUCAAAUAAGGGUCGUUUAUAAACUCAAGGAAGCCAGCUUCAACUAUAUGGCCAUUUCAGAUACUAGGCAAAGAAAAAUGCCAUCGAAGAUAGACAGAGAAGCAGGAAAAGUCUUAGCAUAUCCUGAAGCUGUUCUGUUAACAAAUCCUUCAAACCCAGAAUUCAAAGGAGAGGUGGAUGACAAAUACCAAUACUCAAGUGAAAAUCAAUACAACCAAGUUCACGGAUGGAUUACUGCAGAUUCUAAAAAGCCCGUGGGUUUUUGGAUUAUAACACCAAGCAAUGAGUUCCGCAAUGGCGGGCCGGUUAAACAAGACCUCACAUCUCAUGUUGGCCCAACUAGCCUCUCAAUGUUUGUGAGCACCCACUAUGGUGGUAAACGGUUAGCCCUAGAAUUCAAAGAAGGAGAGACAUAUAAAAAGGUUUUUGGACCUAUUUUUGUUUACUUGAAUUCUGCUCCAAGUAAUAAUCAAUUCAAAUCUCUAUGGUCAGAUGCUAAACAUAAGUUAUUGAAUGAAGUUAAGAGUUGGCCUUAUGAAUUUCUUCAUUCAAAAGAUUUUAUUCCACGCCAUCAAAGAGGAACACUACAAGCACAUUUGCAAGUUCAAGAUGGGUGGAAUAAAUCUCAAAAUGCAAACAAAGCUUAUAUUGGUCUAGCUUCGCCUGGAGUUGCAGGAUCAUGGCAGAGAGAAAGCAAGGGAUAUCAAUUUUGGACUCGAUCAGAUCAAAAUGGAAACUUUAUUAUAAAAAACAUUAUACCUGGAGUAUACAACUUGUUUGCAUGGGUUCCUGGCUUCAUUGGAGAUUACAAAUAUAAUGAUGAAAUUACAAUUAAACCAGGAUCUACCAUCAAAUUAAAUUCACUUGUGUAUAAUCCUCCAAGAAAUGGUCCUACUCUAUGGGAAAUCGGCAUUCCAGAUCGAUCUGCAGCUGAAUUUUAUGUGCCAAACCCUUAUCCUAACCUCAUCAACAAAUUAUACGCAAACAACCACGUUCAGAAAUUUAGGAAUUAUGGAUUAUGGAGUCGUUACACUGAUUUAUAUGCAAAACACGACCUUGUUUACAAAGUUGGUCUUAGUGACUAUCAAAAUGAUUGGUUUUUCGCUCAUGUUCCAAGAAUCAUAGGAAAUAAAACUUAUGAAGCAACCACGUGGAACGUUACGUUUGAACUUAGUGAUGUAUUGAAUGGAAACUACACAUUACAAAUUGCCCUAGCAAGUGCCUCUAAUGCUGAAGUACAGGUUUGGUUCAAUAACGUAAGAUCUAAACGUCCUUACUUCACAACAAAACGAAUAGGAGAUGACAACACCAUACCAAGACAUGGAAUUCAUGGAUUAUAUUGGUUGUUUAGCAUACAAGUACCUAGUGUUCAUUUUGUGAAAGGAAACAAUAUGUUACAUUUGAGACAAUCAAGAUGUGCAACACUUUUCCAAGGAGUUCUAUAUGAUUAUAUUCGCUUAGAAAAUCCUCCAACUUCCAAAUUGAUAAUGUGAUUCUUGCAGUAGGAUUAAAGGAAGAUGUAUAUUUAGAUAUAGGUUGUGUUGGUUUUGUAAAACAUCAUUGCAUUAUGCUUUGAUUGUUUGGCAUCUCUUACUUGGCACAUGGACCAAAGGUUUGGAUCUAGCAAUCUAUCAUUAUUUGUAAGGGUUGGAUGUUAAUACCUUCAUCUAAUCAAAUGAAAAUAUUCAAUGGCA